Messenger RNA from Psylliodes chrysocephalus, 678 nucleotides. Lineage: Eukaryota; Metazoa; Arthropoda; Insecta; Coleoptera; Chrysomelidae. The record is from the annotation of a GenBank genome assembly.
AGAUAAAUAUAUAUGGCACUAUAAAAACUCUGUGAUUAGUACUCAGUGUAGCACUUGUGUAUAAACUUUAAUUUUCGACUCUUCAGCACCAUGUUUUCGAAAUAUCUAUUUGGAUGUUUCUGUAUAAUCUUUCUAAUAAUAAAUAGUGCUAGUACCAAUCCAUUGGGAAGUUACGUUCCUAUAAAUGAUAAGGAUCUGAUUUUCAGUUUUUUACCCAGCACAAUGAAAUUGCAAAGAUAUGAGGACAGCCUUUAUUAUUUUGGAACAAUUUUUAAAGGAAACUUCUUUCAAUCCAUGCAGUUUUGUAAAUACCACGGAAUGGAUUUAGUCAGCAUCGAUAACAAAGAAGAAAACAAUUUUAUUUAUGACUUCUUGUCAGGUUUCUUGUCAUCUGGAGAUUACUUGUUCUGGUCAUCAGGAGUAAAAACCGAACCAGACAACCACUGGGUAUGGAUGGGUACAGGAAAACCCAUGACGUACAUAAAUUGGUUACCUGGUCAACCUGGUAAUACUGCAAAUGAACGGUACAUGGAAAUAAGAUACGUAAAUGGUAAUAGAGGGAUGGUUUUCAACGAUCAAAUUGCUGGACAAGCUAACCAUGUGAUUUGCGAAAUCUCUGUUCCUAGAGCUGUUGGUUUAUAAGUAUUAAUUUAAAAUUGUAUUACUAAGAUAAUUUCA